Naegleria gruberi is the source of this 411-nucleotide messenger RNA. RefSeq lists its product as uncharacterized. The transcript has a single exon. Bases 1 to 411 code for a protein of 136 amino acids. The record is from RefSeq and is a predicted model, not a curated record. NCBI's taxonomy places the organism in Eukaryota, Heterolobosea, Eutetramitea, Acrasida, Naegleriidae.
AUGAUUGAUGAGGAAUUAUUGAAGGAUGAGGAAAUAAUUUUGGAUUUUGCGAAUUAUAAUUUGAAAAAUUGUUCAAGGUUUAAUAGAGGUUCAAUAUUGAGUGAUUUAUUGAAUGGAGAAAGGAGAGAUGUUGGAUUAAAGUUUUUAGCAAUGCAUUAUGAAGAAUAUAGACAGUUUACAGAUGAAUACGGGUUUUCAUCGGAUGAUAUUAUGUUCAUGGUGAAACAAAAUGGAUUAAUUCUUGAAAUAUUUACAAAUCAUCGUUCGUGUAGAGAUAUUGUGAGAGAGGCAGUUCAGCAAAAUCCAUCAGUUUUGGAUUUAAUGUGUAACAACUAUAUUUCUAAGGAGGUAUUUUUGGAAGGAGAGUAUAUUAAUAUCCAAAAUCCAUCCCAAACCAGUUUUUGGAUAUAG